Messenger RNA from Peronospora farinosa, 504 nucleotides. NCBI's taxonomy places the organism in Eukaryota, Oomycota, Peronosporomycetes, Peronosporales, Peronosporaceae. The record is from the annotation of a GenBank genome assembly.
AUGGGAGCAAACGAAGAGGUUGUCAUUACUGGAUAUUGUGAUGCUGAUUGGGGCAACGAUCCCGACUCAAGAAAAAGUGUCACCGGAUUUGUGCUUAUGAUGGAAUCUGGAGCUGUCGCAUGGGCUGCCAGACGUCAAACAAUAGUCGCACAAUCAACCGCAGAAGCCGAAUAUGUGGCAGCAUGCGAAGCGUCCAUGGAGGGUCGCGGAAUUGCAAAUAUGCUCAAUGAGAUUUUCCACUGUAUACAGGCACAUGCUGUACUAACGAUGGGCAUUGACAAUGCGGCAGCUAUUUCGUUGGCAUGCAAACCCACACAUAGCAGCAAAAAAAGACACAUUGAGCUAAGAUGGCAUUAUGUGCGCGAACAAAUUAAGGCUGGGCAUAUUUUGGUAAAGAAAGUGUCCGGAACAGAGAAUCCUGCUGAUAUGUUCACAAAGGCUCUACCGAAGCGCAGCCUAGCGAAGUAUCGAGCCGACAUUGGCAUGAGGAUUUCACAAGAGUAA